GAUACUGGGAGUUCUUUAGUUCUUGAUUGAAUAACCUAUCACCUGCCGGAUCGAGAGGUGCGAGGAUCAGUGAUGGACAACAACUCGGAGGGAAGGUUGGACAAUCUUGAGAUCACAGUGGAAGGGAAUUAAGGAAGAGACGACAGCGAAAAGGCGCGACUUACAACAAAUGAUGAAGAUGAUGGGUGGAGGCUCGAAUAAUCAUGAAGGAGGCUCCGAAGGGGGUAAUAGCUCGGUGAACUCAAAAUUCCCAUUUCCAGGUGAAGUCCAGCAAAGAGGCACUGUAGUGUUUUGACUUUUUCAUUUAUAUCUGUGUAAUUCUCAGACUCUAUUCCCAAGCCUGAAGCCAUUCAAGACAUGUCAUCUUUUCUUGAAAUAUCACUUACAUUGUGAUUACUGACUGAAUUUUAUGUUAUAGGAUUCAUUCACAAGGUGCUUCAAAUCAAAUCCUCCAGAACCUUGGAACUGGAAUGUUUAUUUGUUUCCUUUGUGGUGCUGUGGAGUUGUGAUUCGAUAUUUUGAUUAUUUUCCCUAUUAGAAUUCUAGUGUUGACAUUAGGAUGGAUUAUAUUUCUUUCAGCCUUCAUUCCAGUGCACUACCUCCUGAAAGGAAAUGACGACUUGAGGAAAAAGAUUGAGAGGUGUUUGGUGGAGAUGAUGUGCAGUUUCUUUGUUGCAUCCUGGACUGGGGUUGUUAAGUACCAUGGGCCAAGGCCCAGUAUACGACCAAAACAGGUUUUUGUGGCCAAUCAUACUUCCAUGAUUGAUUUCAUUAUCUUAGAACAGAUGACUGCAUUUGUUGUUAUUAUGCAGAAGCAUCCUGGAUGGGUUGGAUUAUUGCAGAGCACUAUUUUAGAGAGUGUGGGGUGUAUCUGGUUCAAUCGUACAGAGGUGAAGGAUCGAGAAAUUGUGGCAAGGAAAUUGAGGGAACAUGUCCAGGGAGCUAACAAUAACCCUCUUCUUAUAUUUCCUGAAGGAACUUGUGUAAAUAAUCACUAUACAGUCAUGUUUAAGAAGGGUGCAUUUGAACUUGGCUGCACAGUUUGCCCAGUUGCAAUCAAGUACAAUAAAAUUUUCGUAGAUGCUUUUUGGAAUAGUCGAAAACAAUCAUUCACCACUCAUCUCUUGCAAUUAAUGACAUCUUGGGCUGUAGUUUGUGAUGUUUGGUACUUGGAGCCACAAAACUUGAAGCCUGGAGAGACAUCCAUUGAAUUUGGAGAGAGGGUGACAGAUAUUAUCUCACAUCGUGCUGGGCUUAAAAAGGUUCCUUGGGAUGGAUAUCUGAAGUACUCUCGCCCCAGUCCAAAACACAGAAAGAAAGCAACAAAACUUUGCUCAGUCUGUGUUGCGGCGCUUAGAGGAAAAAUAACGCAUACCAUUUUACCAUUAAGCGAGGGCUUUCCCCUGCCCUUCUUUCUAUUCUACUUGCAUUUUGUUUGUUUAGAUAUACCUGACAGAUAUUUUCAUGAUUUGUUGCACUCUGAUACUGACAAAUUAAUAAGAACUGGCUAG
This is a messenger RNA of Vigna radiata var. radiata (mung bean), 1511 nucleotides long. RefSeq names its product glycerol-3-phosphate acyltransferase 3. Gene Ontology annotation, cellular component: endoplasmic reticulum. The transcript has 11 exons. The record is from RefSeq and is a predicted model, not a curated record. Gene Ontology annotation, biological process: triglyceride biosynthetic process. The coding region runs from base 654 to 1511 and encodes 285 amino acids. Gene Ontology annotation, molecular function: glycerol-3-phosphate O-acyltransferase activity. NCBI's taxonomy places the organism in Eukaryota, Viridiplantae, Streptophyta, Magnoliopsida, Fabales, Fabaceae.